UUUCGACUUCGCAUAUUGAUAGCUGUAUCGUCAAUACAAAUAAAUAAUUAACGGAAAUGGUAACAAUGAACAUUAAAUAAUCACAAUGUAUAACAUUUGUAAUGUGGACUGUUUAGUGUAUUAACAUUUCUAUGCUGAAUCAGAUUGAGUACACAGAGUGAGAGAAAAUGACAUAAAUAAUGUCUGGAGGUAAUUCAAAGAAUAAGUCGCGAUCCAAGCGACACGAGGGAUGGGAGGAGGCUGGUGGGGAGUUCUACCAGGAGUUGUACCCUGGUGGAGAGCAGGAACUCUUCGACAACCUCCAGAGAGCCGAUGCAGCGAAGUUGGCAACGUUGCUGCCUUCCAAACAGGCUAGAAAUACUACAACAGCGAAGAGAACCAGAUCUCAAAAUGAGCGUCGACAGUCAACGUAUGCGCGAACGACGCAAAGCAGAGACAUACACCUCUCUAUGUUGCCAGAUCUAUCUGAAAAUCUAUCAAAUGAGGAAAGGACCUGGGAGGAAAUUAUGCAGAUUAAGGCUAUGCCUGUCCCGAUGCAUCAGAAAAGGGACCUUAAAGCAAGGCUACAGAACGCCACAAAACUCCGUUUACAAGGCUUCGAGCAGCUUCAAUGGCGGCAACGGAAAGUGUGGCACCGAUUCAGUAUUCGAUUUACGGAAAUUGUGGGGAAAUUUGAAUUAUGGCAGUCCGCGUUACGGGAAAUCGAGGGGAAAUUUGGCGUCGGUGUCGUGUCAUAUUUCCUCUUCCUGCGAUGGUUGUUUUUCCUUAACAUUGCCAUAUCUCUAUUCGUAAUUGUAUUUUUAAUCCUGCCUCAAGUGUUGCUAGUCGAAAAUAGUCUCUUAUGUAAUGAUACGUAUCCGAAUUCAACAAUCUGCUGUUCCGAGGCCUACUUCAACCGGAACUUGACUGGAAAUAAUAUGAUUUUAGACUUAAUUCAGGGGACUGGGUGGAUGGAACGAACCAUUUUGUUCUAUGGCGUGUACAGCGAUCAGAUCUAUUCGUAUUUCGUGAAAAAUCUAUGGGAGGCCGAAAUGUUCUUCAACAUGCCGAUGGCGUUCAUCCUGGUCCCCAUUUGUUGGGCCGUUUUCUCUCUAAUUGCGAUAGUGAACGCCGGGGCGAAGGGGUUCAAGGAACGGCUGAUCGAGAGCGAAGGCCAGUUCUACAUGUACUGCAAUCUGGUUUUCGGGGGUUGGGAUUUCUGUAUCCACAACGAAAAGUCCGCUAAAAUUAAACAUAAAGCGCUGUAUAACGAAAUUAAAGGGUGUUUAGAGAAGGAACGGUUCAACGAGGAGAGACAGUUGAGGAGCAAAGAGAGCCAUCUCCUAAUGCAUUUAAGACGUAUUUUAGUUAAUUUGUUAGUGCUCAUUAUAUUAGUUGCGUCUGGGGUUUUAAUAUAUUACGCCUUCAAUUAUUCAAAGGAACUACUCGACGAACAAGCAUCUGGGCUCGAGUACGUAAAUCGGACGGUCGAGAGCUCGACGUUAGAGCUGUACAGGGAAGGGUAUACGUUCGGAAGAUUCCAGAACACAGUACUGGAAUUCCUUCCAUCCAUAUGCAUUGUCGUCCUGAACAUAAUUGUCCCAGAAAUUUUCGAGCAUCUGAUUCAUUACGAAAACUACAAUCCCGCGCAUGUCAUCUUUAUAUCUUUACUUCGGACAGUUUUGUUAAGAUUAUCAUCGUUCGUUGUGUUGUUGAGCCAAAUUUACAUACAAAUAACCGACUCGAAUAGGAUCCUGUGCUCGGUGUACACGGACGAAGGCCGGCUCGAAUGUUGGGAGACUUAUUUCGGACAGCAGUUGUACAAAUUGAUUUUAACAGACUUCGCUGUCCAAUUUGUGAUGAUAUUCUUCAUAAACUUUCCACGUUCGUUCAUCGCUCGUCAUUCGCAUAGCAAUUGCCUCAAAGUGAUCGGCACGCAACACUUCUAUCUGCCAAAACACGUUCUCGAUAUCGUAUACGUCCAGACAAUUAUAUGGAUGGGAGCAUAUUUCUGUCCCUUUCUUCCUUUGAUCGGAUUAGUUUACUCCUUCCUAAUAUUCUAUAUGAAGAAAUUCGCGUGUUUGGUCAACAGUACUCCGUCGCCCAUAGUUUACAAAGCGUCUAAAUCGAAAUCCCUCUUCAUGUCGUUCCUACUAUUGGGUUUCGUGAUAUCCAUAGCGCCCGUCGCUUACGCUAUUGCUGAAAUCAUGCCGUCGAUAAACUGUGGACCUUUCAGAGGUUAUUCCACAGUAUGGGAGUAUGUUGUCAUAACGUUUGACACAUUCCCGAAUAUUCUUCGUGAAUUUAUCUUUUUGCUGGGGACUUCCACGUUCGCCGUGCCCGCGUUUGCCGUGUUAUUAUUCUUUUUAUAUUAUUAUUGGGCGGUCGCAACGGCUAAUAGGCACAUGGUGACUGUUCUCAAGAAUCAGUUGGUGCUGGAAGGGCACGAUAAGCAAUUCUUGUUGAACAGACUGAGCGCGUUUAUCCGGCAGCAUCAGAAACGGUGCGAGAGAAACAGGGCUAGCUUCGCGGAUGACGAUUCGGAACAGAACAGUUCGAGAUAAUUUCUCUAUCGAUAACAAUUCGUGUUUAUUGUAAAGUAUAUGUCUAUUAUGAAAGUCUAUAUAUACACAUUUCAAUAGCUCUCUAAAUAUCUCAGAAUUUUUAAAUACAAUACCAAGUUAUGGUCGAAAAAUAUACACAUCUUUAACAGCGAACACAGUAAUCUACAUCGGAUAUCUACGUAAUCAAAUUCAAUUUCUUUGUGGUCGUUUUGUAAAUAUCAAAAAUUGUUUUCGUGGGCACUAUAAUCUUGUAAAAUAUAUAAAUAUGAGAAUAUAACGUAGAACAUAUGUCGGGUUUAAGGAUAGGUACUUUAGAUUGUUUUUUUAACGAGUUUUAUGUUAUUAUUCGUUUGUUGGCGUCUAAGCAAAAUUAUUACGUGAUUUCGAACUUUAUAUUGGAACCAAAUUAUAUUACUCUAGGAUUUUUAUACUAUCCAAUUACCCAAAAGUUGGAAGCUGCUCAAUUUGUACGACAUUUUUUGUCUCCGUUGUGGGUUUUGGGCGAAAGUGCCAAAUUUAUAUAUUCUUUUAAACUUCAAAGCCUGCCCAAAGUGUUGUGUCUGAUAAAAAGCACUGUAUCUUGACUAAACGCUUAUUUAAGGGAAAUAAUUUUUGAGUCCCCAUUCAGCGUUUCUUAUGAUAAUGUUUUAAGUGAUUUUUACAAUUUUAUAUAGAUUAUUUUUAGUUUUACAUUUUUAAUAAGUUUCUAUUGAGAUUCUUGUAUUAUCUUGUAAACAGUUUUAGUCUGUCCUAUUGCCAAUCUUAAUAACUGAUAAUUAGAAAUCUGAGACAAAAAUUUGAGUUUUGGUGAAUUUUCGCUCACUUUGUCACCUUAAGAUUUGGUUAUUAAAAUUGGUAAUUUAGUUUUAGUUUUGCGUCUUCGCAUUCCACUCCUGUCCAUUCUUAGUGCAAAUUUUUAGUGAAUUAUAUUCCUGACUAGCAUUUAUAGAUGUAGUGAUCUCAUUUUAUCAUCUCGCACCAUGAAGCAAUUACUUAGUAUAAAUUUAUCUUAUUUAUUGUUCUAAAACUUCAACCCUCUUAUAAAAUAUACAUAUAAUAAAUUUAACAAACAAGGCAUGAACAUAAAGUGCAAUUGGACGGAUUUAGGGAUAAAGUACCAAAUAGCUAUGCAACACAUAAAUUAUUUGGAAGAUAAAAGUUCCGAAUAAGAAACUUCGCGUUUCAUCGGACUCAUAACUUAUGAUGGACUUUAUGUGACGAAUAGCGCUAUGUGACAGUCGUGAAAUGCAACAAUAGUGUUUAUCCUACCAAUAAGUAAUAAAUAGCUUAUUUGGAACUUAUGUAGAAACAGACCCUUAGUGUUAAUAAAUAAGGGAUAUGUCGUAUGUCGAUGCCAUCGAUAGUGAAAGAUUCUGAAUGUUCGAACGCAUACAAUUUGUAGAGUAAACCUUUCCAAUGAUAAAUGUCCGUUCUUCCAUUUUGUUCCAAAUGCGCCCACGGAGCGCUCUUUCAGUUUACAAUACAAGAAUCUAUUAAGAUGAUAUGUUUUUAGCCUUUGUCCACGUGGUCCGAGCUAAAGGUAUUACACGAAUACCUAAGGUGGUGUUUUAGUAAGCCAGAUACUCUAAGAUGACAUAUUUGUGCAUAUGAUUUUUAUCUAAGAAAUUGCUUUGUGUGUUUUGAUACUAUCUUAUGAAUUUCGCAACUAUUGUACAAUUAGAUUUUUUUAAUAUACACAUUUAAUUAAUCGUGUUAAUCAAAUAAUAUUAUUUCGGUAUAAUUGUGAAUAAUAUUUUUGUUUAAAAGUUCCUAAAAUCAAGUUUUGUCCCUUUUACAUUAAUUUUCGUCACAAAUAUAAUACGAUAGUUUAAGUUUAUUUAUUGUAUAUAAUCUCGUUCAUUUACUAAAAGCAGACUUUUAUAUAAAAAAAAUUAGGAAAUAUAUACUUAGUCCGAAUAUUAACCAAACUUUUGUUUGAUGUUUUGGGGUUUUCAAAUAACUUUUCAGUUUUCGACUGUUUCGAGCUUUACUAGCGAUCUAUAGCAGUUAAUUAUUAAUUAAAUAUAUCUCAAAUAGCUGCUAAUAUGUAAUCCAUGUCAUAUUAAACAUUUUCAACAUUUUUUUUUAUAUAAGAGA
Messenger RNA from Pieris brassicae (large cabbage white), 4640 nucleotides. Its product is annotated as transmembrane channel-like protein 7. The record is from RefSeq and is a predicted model, not a curated record. Gene Ontology annotation, cellular component: plasma membrane. Gene Ontology annotation, molecular function: mechanosensitive monoatomic ion channel activity. The coding region runs from base 180 to 2543 and encodes 787 amino acids. The transcript is spliced from 5 exons. NCBI's taxonomy places the organism in Eukaryota, Metazoa, Arthropoda, Insecta, Lepidoptera, Pieridae.